This is a messenger RNA of Exaiptasia diaphana, 5695 nucleotides long. RefSeq lists its product as uncharacterized. Lineage: Eukaryota; Metazoa; Cnidaria; Anthozoa; Actiniaria; Aiptasiidae. Gene Ontology annotation, molecular function: protein binding; guanyl-nucleotide exchange factor activity. The transcript is spliced from 20 exons. The coding region runs from base 176 to 4795 and encodes 1539 amino acids. The record is from RefSeq and is a predicted model, not a curated record. Gene Ontology annotation, biological process: intracellular signal transduction.
GAGAAAAAAUAACAGAAGUGAGUCUUUUGCAGCCGAAAUUUUUAACUUUUCCUCGAUAAAGAGACUUCAUGUUUUGCAGUCGUCCUGUUGAAUGGCUGGUGUAAAGUAUAUUCAUUAUGGCUACCGCUUUUAAUUGGUGAAUUGGCAAGAAAAUUGAGAUUAUGUCCAGGGAUAGAUGGAUGAGUUCUAUGUGAGAGUCUCCUUUCAAUACAAUGGUACUAAUCCAGAUGAGCUCUCAGCAACUGAAGGAGAUGUAAUUAAGGUUAUAAACCAAUUUAACGAGCACUGGUAUAAUGGUCAASUCAAUGAUAAAAAGGGACUCUUUCCCGUUUCCUACACAACACCUAUCAAUCAUCCUUUGCAACAAGAGAUCUUUGUAGCUACAGCAACUUAUCAAGGAGCAGGACCUAAUGAACUUAGUUUUGGUAGAGGAGAUCAAGUCAAGGUCAUUGAGGAUGUUGACUCUAAUUGGUGGCGAGGAGAGGCUGGUGACCAAAUAGGAAUUUUUCCCAAUUCAUAUGUCGAUAAACUUUAUGAUUCAAUAUGCUCAGAUGAGGACGACACUUCUGUAUUUUAUGCUAACUCUCAAAAUGGUCAAASCUGUGUAUCUGUAGAAGCCUUGUACAGUUUCUCUGCAAGGAACCAAGAAGAAUUAAGUUUUCCUGAGGGUGCAAUAAUUAAUAUAAUUAAAGAUGUUGAUGAUGAUUGGUAUGAAGGAAUGUUCGAAGGAAAAGCAGGAUUAUUUCCAAAGAGUUAUGUUCAGCCUUUCCAAGACAUUUAUGAAGUUCCUCCUACACCCUGUGCAAGAUCAAUUUACCCCUUUGUUGGAGAAAGCGAAUCUGAACUGACCUUCAAAGAAGGAGAAAUUAUAUUACUUCGUAAACGUGCUGGUUCACAAUGGCUAGAAGGAGAAAUAGAUGGAGUCGUAGGAUUAUUUCCAGCAAGCUUUGUUGAUAUUGAAAUUGAUCUUCCAUCUAAUGAAAGCAAAACUCAAUCAUUGCCUCAAAAGGUCCCUUUAAAAGAGGGGAUGAGAAUGAGGGCACUUUAUCACUUCUCUGCCUUGCACCCUGGUGAUUUAGCCCUUAAUGAAGGRGAYAUAGUUACAAUAGUUAAUGUUGUUGAUGAUAACUGGAUAGAAGGAAGAGUGAAAAGUGGAGUGACGGGAAUGUGUCCUUCUGCAUACCUAAUGCUGACUGACCAAGAUUCAACUAGUAAUAGUGGACAUCUUCAUUCAAGCCAAAACACUAUUUGUAACCAACUAAGAGCAGGAAUUGUUGCAAGAGACAAUGUAAGCAAUGCUUCACAAUGUUCUUCACUUUCAUCUAUUUCUCCAAGUGAGUGGGAUUCUGGGUUAAAAGGAGAUGACUCUACGGACUCAGUGUUUGUUUCAAGUAGUAGAUACUGGGAUGGUAAAGCAUCCUUUAACAAGACAAAACCUGCCCCAAAACCACCACAGAGUCAAUCUGAGGGCUGUUUUAAUGUCAAUGGAAUGCAUAACAAUCUACCAUCAAGGAGUCUAUCACAAAGUUAUCCAGCACAGAGUAGGAGUACUUCUACGUCAACUGAUAAAUCAUCCAUAUAUGCUAUCCCAUUUAAAAGUUCCAAAACUAGAAUGUCACAGUUUAGAGGACAAAGUACAUCUGCUGYAGGUAGCACAACGACAUCAGUGUCGAGUGAUAUAGAUGGUAACCGUAGCAACAGUGAUUCAACCAGUGGRAGAUCAUUGAUUGACAUGAGUGUUUCACAUAGAGCUUCUAGUUUUAACUUAGCAUCACCAUUGGUCCCAUUACCAUCAAAAAUCCCCUCACAGGGGGAGAKGACAGAAGAACCUAUUGUACCAAAACGAAGAGCACCCUUACCUCCUAGGAAAACARCAUCAGACACACCUCCAUCCCCUAAGAAAACAAAUGCUUUUGCACCCCCACCCCCAAGGAAGACAUUGUCUGAUAUACCUUUAUCCUCAGGAAGAAAAAUGUCGGACACACCAACAUCCCCUAAGAAGACUGAYGCACCCCCUCCCCCUAGAAAAACACUGUCUGAGCAAAAGCCUUUAACAAUGCCGAGAUCAGGAGUUAAAGGGAAAGGCUUGGCAUCUGAUGACAAAGUAUCAGAAAGAUAUGGUAGUUCUUCAAGCAUUGGCAGUGGGGGCAGCAAUAGUUCUGAUAAAAGUCACAGUUUAAAACCUGCUUCUUCACUAGAAACAUCACACAAGAAACGUCCUCCCCCUCCCCCCACAAGAUACAAUAAAGACAAAUUGAAUAGUAGUCCUAGAUCAGCAACGAUAUCAGCAUCUUCUCGUGAACAUUACAAGCAAGAUAAAACAACUAUAAAGCCAUCCAGACCGUAUUCUGUGUACUACAUAGGGGAGGAUGAGAAAGAUAAUAAGCUUAGUAAAGCCAGCAGUCUUGAGGACAUCAGGCRAGUUAAUGUAGAAUCUUCACAAGAUGAACAAGACUCCAAGGAUUUAGUUGAUGACAUUGAUGUUUCUUUGAUACCUGGAAUAUCAGAACUUGAUAAAAAGAUUGCAAAUUCUGAACAUAAUCUACAGGUUGAAUGGAGAGCUUGUACAGGAAUGAAGACUAUUCUUCAGAUGCUAGUACAUGACACAGACAAGCAUACAGAGAUGGAAGGAAAAAUAUCUCGCAGUCAGCAAAAGAUAGAAGAAUGGAAGGACAUAACCAAUGGAUUAAAAAAUGAAAGGACAUAUCUAAUUCAGUCUUAUCCUAAGAGAAAGAGAAUUGAGGAUAGUAUAGCAUUGCUUGAGGCUGAUCUUCAGAAACAAGUCAGGAGUCAGAAAAGUCUACAAGUUCUGCUAGGUGUUGUGGAAGAAAGUCGCAAGGAAGAAGUUUUAGAAAACCUUAGUCUUUGCGAUGCCAUUAUCAGUGAUUUACGAACAAACAUUUCUGAAAGAGAAGAAUCUUUGAAAGCCCUCAAUCAACCAAAGUCCAGCAAGUCAACACAAAAGCAAUUUGCUGAGCAGAGAGAAAAAGUUGUCAAAGAGCUAAUUGGUACAGAACAGGACUACCUCAGAGACUUGAAGUUAUGUCUGAAAUAUUUUGCUGAAGAGCUUAAGUCAUCCAAGGUUGUAGAGUCUGAUAUUUUGUUUGGUAACAUGCAAUCAGUUGUUGACACAUCAAACAAGCUCUUAGACAGCUUUGAGAAAGCUACUGAAGGAAAAGAUGCUGAUCAUCAAGAGUUAGGCAAGUGUUUUGUAGAUAUGGCAGAUGAAAUCAAAGAUGUAUAUGGACAAUACUGCAGAAACCAUGAUGAUGCUAUUGGAUUAUUAGAAAANCAUCUUGAGUGCAUUCUCAAUAAUUUGUUUUAUCAGGUUGUAGAGUCUGAUAUUUUGUUUGGUAACAUGCAAUCAGUUGUUGACACAUCAAACAAGCUCUUAGACAGCUUUGAGAAAGCUACUGAAGGAAAAGAUGCUGAUCAUCAAGAGUUAGGCAAGUGUUUUGUAGAUAUGGCAGAUGAAAUCAAAGAUGUAUAUGGACAAUACUGCAGAAACCAUGAUGAUGCUAUUGGAUUAUUAGAAAAGUAUGAAGAUGUACCAGAAGCUCAGGAAGUCUUCAAUAAAUGCCUGACCGCUAUAAGAGACAGCACAAAGUGUUGGGAUUUAUCCUCAUUUCUUAUCAAACCUGUUCAAAGAGUUCUAAAGUAUCCUUUACUUCUUGGAGAACUCUUGAAGUGCACUCCAGAGAUUCAUAAAGAUAAACAAAAUCUAAUCAAAGCCAUGACUGUUAUGAAUGAAGUGGCUGCUGAGAUCAAUGAAGUCAAAAGAAGAAAAGAUAUUGGUGAGAAAAAUAUGCCGUUUUUUAGUUUAUUUUCUAAAGCCAACACUGUAAAAAAAAGAAUCUAUUUGGGUCAAGUUAAUGUGGGAGACAGYACAAAGUGUUGGGAUUUAUCCUCAUUUCUUAUCAAACCUGUUCAAAGAGUUUUAAAGUAUCCUUUACUUCUUGGAGAACUCUUGAAGUUAUCAAUGGUAAAAGAUGAAGGUGACAUUAUAGAACAACAAACCAGGAAGACACAACAGGUCAUGGAGCAAAUGGCUGACCUGAGUUUCAUCCCUGCUCAAUUCCUUGGGAAAGAACUUUUGAAGAAGAGAAGGGAAGCCAGAAAACAACCUUUGAUCCCAUCUCUCCCAGCAUCAACUGGUGAUGUYGUGUCUGGCCUGAAAAAGCCMUAUAGUAGAGGUGGAAGUCUGUCCAGGAAAAGAAUGGCACCUCAACCCCCACCCCGGACAGGUGCCACUAGCACAUCAGGUACCCAGGAACCACCCAAACCGACUCCAAGAAGACACACUAUUACAUCUCCUAUACUCCGUCAAAGCUCAGUGGAGAUCACUGCAAAUAACUACGAACCUUACAUUGCUAUAUCCACCUUUGAAGCUCAAAAUCCAGGGGAGAUUACACURAAYGAGGGAGAUAUGGUAACUGUUCAGCGGCAGUGUGAUACCAGUGGUAAUAGAGAGUGGUGGCUGGUCACGUACUCUGGGACGUCAGGUUAUGUACCAUGCUCAUUUCUAGAGAAGUAUACUGAAUUUGAAGAACAGGAUGAUAGCGAUAAUGAUGAARCAGAAAAUCAAGAAACUGAAUCAAAGAAAACUACUUCAUAUUAUGCACAAUUUGAAUUUGAAGGCACGAGCCCUGUAGAACUAAGCUUGGAUGAAGGUCAAGUUGUUACAGUUCUACAAUUUCAUGACAAGCAAGGAAAUGAUGAAUGGUGGUUAGUGGAGGCUGAAGGGAAGAAGGGUUAUGUUGCUUCUAACUUCCUUGCACCUCUAGAAGAUGAAUGAUUAUAAUAUGUCAGAUAUCUCUGUUAAACCUAAGCACCAAAGSACCAAAGAAAAACAUUGACUGAAUCAAAUAUUAGUGAAUUGAACCGAUUUCAAAAAAUUAUCAAAUAUUGUAGGUACUCAUCCAUGUAAAACACUUUUGUAAUGCCGCAUGAAGGAAAGACUASCCAUCAGAACAUAGUUGUUAUUAGAUAUGUCCACCAUUUUGUAUUUAGUUUAUAAAAUAGAACCUUUGUUUGUGGGAUCAGCUUMAUCCAAGUCACAAAAUAAUAAUAAUAACUAUGCUUUCUUGAAUGAUGGCUUUGUCUCUGAGAUAGAGCUGCACCCCCAUAAUCUUUUAUGGGUCAGAGAUGUAUGAAUAUUUUCAAAAAAUAUCCAAAUUAUUGCAAUUAUAGGCGAAAUACCGUUACCUCGAAGUAUCUCAUUUGUUACCUAGAGGUGUAUCUUGGGAAUUCUCAAUCUACUGUAGGUUUAAUAGAUGCAAUUUACAGAAAAAAUACGAUAAUAUAACUAUAUAAUAUUACAGUGACACUAUUUUAAGUGACUAUUUUAACAAUUAACGUUGAAAAUUGUUGAAAAAAAUCAGAAUUAAUGAUUAAUAAUGUUAAUACUAUCCAUUCCUUUGACAAUAAGGAUUAUAAUUCAAAGAGUAAAAUUAUGUUAUAAAAGUAUUGCUUGUUAAGUUACCAGUGCAGCACAUUGAAUACUAUAGUUCUAUACUACUACAGACUAAAAAGUGUUGAUCACACAAAAGGAAAUGGCCUAGUGCCUAUUUAUGUACCAAACCUUCUUCAUGGAAUAAGUGUGUACACUUUCAUUGUAGCAGAAUAUCAAUUUUGUAAGUUUAAUUUUAUUUUUGUUUGUAAAAUACAACAAUGAUAAAUGCCUAGAGUACUUUGA